AAAAAUAUUAAAAUUAAUUAAAAUGGAUCGACACAAGGCUGAUUGCUGCAAGUGUCACAAACAAGUCCAACCUGCUCAGCAGACUAUCACGGAUAUGGAAUUUGAUCGCGGCAUCUGGAAUGCAGUAAUUUAUAACGAAGUCGAUCGGGUGCGUAGUUUUGUCCAAAAGGGUAAAACCAUGGAUCUGGAUAAUUGUGAAUAUACAGCUUUACAUUAUGCGGCGCGUAAUGGCAACGAAGAAAUUUGUAAAUUACUUAUUAAUGAGGGCAAGGCGGAUGUGAAUGCUAUUACCAAGGGUGGCGUUACGCCAUUACAUCGUGCAGCUAUGAUGGGUCAUCUUCACAUAGUCAAACUAUUAGUGGAUGCCCAUGCCAAUGUUGAUAUACAAGAUGAUGAUGGUCAAACGGCACUGCAUCGUUCUGCAAUUGGUGGCCACAUGGAAGUUAGUAAAUUUCUUCUAGAGAAAAAUUCCAAACUAAAAGAUAUACCCGAUAAUAAGGAUAAGAUACCAUUUGAAUAUUUAGCAAAAAAUGCAAAUGAUGAUUUCAAAUUACUGCUUAAAUCCUAAACAUAAAA
Molecule: messenger RNA, 576 nt
Organism: Musca vetustissima
Lineage: Eukaryota; Metazoa; Arthropoda; Insecta; Diptera; Muscidae
Product: ankyrin repeat domain-containing protein 39
Exons: 3
Coding region: 23-568 (181 amino acids)
Molecular function (GO): protein binding
Source: RefSeq, a predicted model, not a curated record